CAACCUCAUAAACAAACCCCCGAACAACCACUCACUCACCUCAUCCACACCACAGCUCCUCCUCCUCCUCCUCCUCCUCCUCCACCACUGAAACAACCCAACACAACACCAACACCAACCACCCCAAUGCGCGACACCUUCCAAAACCCACACCUCGUCUCCCUCGCACGGCACGCCGAAACCACCAACCCAGGCACCUACACGCACCUAAUCCACCUCUCCGGCAGCAGCAACGGCGACCGCCAAGCUUCCUUUCUGGGCAACCUAACCACGCAAAUCAGCAGCAUAUGCGCGCAAAUCGCCGCGGACCCCAUCCUCUCCACCGCCCCCGCCAUCAACGCGAUCGGUUUCUCCCAAGGGGGCCAGUUCCUGCGCGGCUACAUCGAGCGAUGCAACACGCCACCCGUCCACAACCUCGUCACCUUCGGCAGCCAGCACGCCGGCAUCUCCGAGUUCCAGGAAUGCAGCUGGAACGAUUUUCUCUGUCGCGGCGGCGAGGCCCUCCUGCGGGCCGGCAAAUGGUCCCCCUUCGUGCAGGAGCGGCUUGUCCCCGCGCAGUAUUUCCGGGAUGCGAGUAACGAGGAUGAAUACGCGCGGUAUCUCGCCGAGAGUAACUUCUUGGCCGAUGUGAAUAAUGAGCGCGAGGUGAAGAAUGCUACCUAUAAGAGGAAUCUGGGUAUGUUGAAUCGGUUUGUCAUGUAUUUGUUUGAGGGGGAUCGCAUGGUGCAUCCGAAGGAGUCGGCGUGGUUUGGCGGCGUGGAUGGGGUGGGUGGAGAGGUGGUGGGCUUGAGGGAGAGCAGAGUUUAUAAGGAGGAUUGGUUGGGCUUGAAGGGCUUGGAUGAGAAGGGAAAGUUGGUGUUUAGGUCUACACCCGGUGAGCAUAUGCAGUUGGAUGAUGAGGUGUUGGAGGGCGUGUUUCAGGAGUUUUUUGGGCCUGUAGAGGUCGAGUUUGAUGAGAGGGGGAGGGGAAGGUUGGUUGAUCAGACGGGCGUUUAGAUUGUUGUUACUACAGUUGUUGCUGUCACUGCUGCAAAGAAGAUAGCUGUGUACUGGGUUGAUCGGUGAUGUAUGCUAUACCCGUUGUUUACCUAUGUACUAUACCUAGGUUAGGUUGUAUGGUUGUAUGAUUAUAUUAGGUACACUAACUGCGAUAUUCUACAUGCGCAGAGGAUAUCACGCCACAACAAAGACAUCAAUUGCCAGGUGAUAAUAUCCAAGAAAUCAGACAGAAAGAGAAAA
Aspergillus heteromorphus CBS 117.55 is the source of this 1239-nucleotide messenger RNA. RefSeq names its product palmitoyl-protein thioesterase family protein. Gene Ontology annotation, molecular function: thiolester hydrolase activity. Lineage: Eukaryota; Fungi; Ascomycota; Eurotiomycetes; Eurotiales; Aspergillaceae. The record is from RefSeq and is a predicted model, not a curated record. Bases 127 to 996 code for a protein of 289 amino acids. Gene Ontology annotation, cellular component: lysosome. The transcript is spliced from 2 exons.